Molecule: messenger RNA, 2542 nt
Organism: Budorcas taxicolor (takin)
Lineage: Eukaryota; Metazoa; Chordata; Mammalia; Artiodactyla; Bovidae
Product: complement C1r subcomponent-like
Exons: 11
Coding region: 113-2230 (705 amino acids)
Biological process (GO): complement activation; zymogen activation
Cellular component (GO): extracellular region; blood microparticle
Molecular function (GO): serine-type endopeptidase activity; calcium ion binding
Source: RefSeq, a predicted model, not a curated record
CCACAGUCCCUCCCUCCCCCUUCCCUCCUCUGCGUGACCCUGCUCUCUCUGCACCCAGAGUGCAUGAAGACGCUGUCACGAGAGUCAGGGAUCCAACAACAGGCCUUAAGAAAUGUGGCUCUUAUACCUCCUGCUGCCGGUCCUGUUCUACGGGGUUGGAGGCGCCAUCCCCACCCCUCAGAGGCUCUACGGGGAGGUGACAUCCCCUCUGUUCCCCAAGCCUUACCCUAACAAUUUUGAGAGGACCACUGUGAUCACAGUACCCACAGGGUACAGGGUGAAGCUUGUCUUCUGGCAGUUUGACCUGGAGCCUUCGGAAGGUUGUUUCUAUGACUAUGUCAAGAUUUCUGCUGAUAAGAAGACCAUGGGGAGGUUCUGUGGGCAGCUGGGUUCUCCCCUGGGCAACCCCCCGGGAAGGAAGGAAUUCAUGUCCCAAGGGAACAAGAUGCUGCUGACCUUCCACUCAGACUUCUCCAACGAGGACAACGGCACCAUCAUGUUCUACAAGGGCUUCCUGGCAUACUACCAAGCCGUGGACCUGGACGAAUGUGCCUUGCAGCUCAACUCGGUUGAGGAGGACCCCCCGCCCCGGUGCCAGCAGCUGUGCCACAACUACGUCGGCGGCUAUUUCUGCUCCUGCCGUCCAGGCUAUGAGCUCCAGGAGGAUGGGCGUUCCUGCCAGGCCGAAUGCAGCAGCGAGCUGUUCACGGAGCCCUCAGGCUACAUCUCCAGCUUGGAGUAUCCCGGACCCUACCCCCCUGACCUGCGCUGCAAUUACAGUAUCCGAGUAGAGCGAGGCCACACCCUCCACCUCCAAUUCCUGGAGCCUUUUGAAAUCGAUGACCAUCAGCAAAUACACUGUCCCUACGACCAGCUGCAGAUCUAUGUCAGCGGGAGGAACAUUGGUGAGUUCUGUGGAAAGCAAAGGCCCGAGCGCAUUGAUGCCCAAAGCAACUCAGUGGACCUGCUCUUCUUCACGGACGAGUCAGGGGACAGCCGGGGCUGGAAGCUGUACUACACCAGUGAAGUCAUCAAGUGCCCCCAGCCCAAGACCCUGGACGCAUUCACCAUAAUUCAGGACCUGCAGCCUCAAUACCAGUACCGGGACUAUUUCAUUGCUACGUGCAAAAAAGGCUACGAGCUUGUGGAGGGGAACAAGGCACUCCUGUCCUUCACAGCUGUCUGCCAGGAUGAUGGCACAUGGCACCGUGCCAUGCCCAGGUGCAGGAUCAAGGACUGCGGGCAGCCCCGAAGCCUGCUCAACGGGGCCUUCAAUUACACCACCAGAGAGGGGGUGAACACCUACGAGGCCCGUAUCCAGUACUACUGCCACGAGCCCUUCUACAAGAUGCACACCAAAGACGGCACAAGCGAGUCUGAGCGAGGGCUGUACACCUGCACGGCUCAGGGCAUUUGGAAGAAUGAGCUGGUAGGAGAGAAGAUGCCUCGGUGUUUGCCAGUGUGCGGGAAGCCAGUCCACCCUGUCGAGCAGAGGCAGCGCAUCAUUGGAGGCCAGAAGGCCAAGCUGGGCAACUUCCCUUGGCAGGCCUACACCAACAUCCAUGGGCCUGGGGGCGGUGCACUGCUGGGGGACCGCUGGAUCCUCACGGCCGCGCACACCAUCUACCCCAAGGACCACGAGGCUCAGGGGCCCCCCAACUUAGAUGUGUUCCUGGGCCACGUCAAUGUGGAAGAUAUCACCAAGCUGUCCAACCACCCGGUCCGUAGGGUCAUAAUCCACCCAGACUACCGCCAGAAAGAGUCCCACAAUUUCGAGGGGGACCUCGCCCUCCUGGAGCUGGAAAAUAGCGUCACCCUGGGCCCCAACCUCCUGCCAAUCUGCCUCCCAGACAAUGAGACCUUCUAUGACCCAGGUCUCAUGGGCUAUGUCAGUGGCUUUGGGAUCAUGGAGGAGAGAAUUUCUCACAACCUCAGAUUUGUCCGUCUGCCAGUAGCUAGGCGAGAGCUUUGCGAGCGCUGGCUCCGGCAAAAAAACAGGAAUGAUGUGUUUUCUGAAAACAUGUUCUGUGCUGGGAACCCAGCCACAAGGCAAGAUUCCUGCCAAGGGGAUAGUGGAGGGGUCUUUGCAGUGAGUGACAGGAAAAAUGACCGCUGGGUGGCCACGGGCAUCGUGUCCUGGGGCAUCGGGUGUGGUGAAGGGUACGGGUUCUACACCAAUCUCCUCCACUACGUAGACUGGAUCAAGAAAGUGAUGGAAGUGGAAGACUGAGCUCAGGAUUGCCUAGGUCAGAAUCCAGACAGCAGUGUAUUAAAAAAAAUUUUUUUUAUCUGACCAGUUGUUGAUAACUUCUAAGAAUCCAUAUUAAAAUCACUAAUGCAGAAAGACACCAUGUGAAAUAAAUUCUCUUCUGUAUAGUCCCAUCCACGUUCUUCACCUGAAACAACCCAAAGGUCACCUUUAUUUCCCCCAAGAAUUGCACAUGAUAUAUUCCACCAUAUCUAGGUAUCAUUGUCCUCUUCCAUUUUUAUACCAUGGUGUAACUGAAUAUACGAUGUCUUCCAAAUAAAAUUUUAUGGGAAA